AUGGAACUCAUUUGCAAUCAACUGCUCUUGCAAGAUCAUUUUUACAAGUACAGUUAUCAAGUUGAGCUGGACAGAGGUAUUUUCCAGAAGAAGCCUUACUGGAAAGAAUUCAGGUUCGACUUAACUCAGAUCCCAGCGGGGGAGACUGUCAUGGCGGCCGAAUUCCGAAUUUACAAGAUGAAAAGUUACACCUGCCAUGUUAAUCAGACCCUUCACAUCAGCAUUUACGAGGUCAUCCAGGAGCACCCAAGCAGGGAAUCUGAGCUUAUGUUCUUAGUUCUUCAGGAAUGUCUGGCUGGCAUGGAUGGAUGGCUGACCUUCGAUGUCACAGCUGCUAGUAACCACUGGUUGUUGAACCGUAAAUACAAUUUGGGGCUGAGACUUUAUGUGGAGACAGAGGAUGGUAAGGCUAAUGUGUUGUUUUGUCCAUUCCUGUUUGAAGGGAGGAGAUACUCACAGACAAUUAAGGUGGAAGCCAAAUUUAAAGAACUCAAAGAAGGGCUCAAAGAAGAGAUAUCCGUGGCGCAUAAGGAGUUGUCUGAUAAACUGGAGACCCGGGUUUCCAAAAUCAGAGAUGAUAUGUUGGGGAUUGUAAAUGUAUUGACAGAACAUGUUUCCGGAAUUGAAGAUAGACUAUGA
This is a messenger RNA of Thamnophis sirtalis, 639 nucleotides long. Lineage: Eukaryota; Metazoa; Chordata; Lepidosauria; Squamata; Natricidae. The record is from RefSeq and is a predicted model, not a curated record.